ACCCAGAAAUAGAGGCUUCGAGCGUCUCCCUCUCUAACUAUCAAUGGCGGCAGCAGCAGCGGCGUCAGCUCCGUCGCGAGCGGAGGUGCUCAAUCUCUACCGCUCCUUUCUCCGCGUAGCUCGGAAGUUCACAGACUACAACAUCAGAGAGUACACCAAACGCAGAGCCGUCGACGCCUUCCACCAGAACCGAAGCCUCUCCGACCCCGCCGCCAUCUCCUCCGUCUUCUCCGACGGCAAAGCUCAGCUCGAGGUCGCCACGCGCCAGGCCGUGGUUUACUCUCUCUACGCGCCCAAGCUCAAGAGCGUCAUGGAGGUUUAGAACUAGUGAAUUUGAUUCGUCCAAAGGUCAGAGUGCAUCGAUUGAUGGAUCACCUUUGGAAAAUUUGUAAUGCGUUCAUGAAGUUGAGAGGAGAUAGAAACUUCUAUGCUGUGCCUUUAGUUUAAAUUUUGGGGUUGAAGAUGUAAUUAGUUACUAAAUCUGAGUAUGUUUGACGAUUGCAUUCCUCAGUGACAAAUAAUUUGCAACAUUUUUCAGAGUUUAUUGUUGUUAGGUUGGAGUUCAUGUCAAAGUAGGAAAAAUAAUCUGAAAUUGGUUUUAUGUACACAGCCAUUCUGGAAACAAGGUGUGUAAUGAUUGAUAGCCAUUCAUGUCAAAUGCUCUUUUAGCCAGAAUUCUAGUC
This is a messenger RNA of Argentina anserina (silverweed cinquefoil), 683 nucleotides long. RefSeq lists its product as uncharacterized. The record is from RefSeq and is a predicted model, not a curated record. The coding region runs from base 44 to 322 and encodes 92 amino acids. Gene Ontology annotation, biological process: iron-sulfur cluster assembly. The transcript is spliced from 2 exons. NCBI's taxonomy places the organism in Eukaryota, Viridiplantae, Streptophyta, Magnoliopsida, Rosales, Rosaceae.